This is a messenger RNA of Mizuhopecten yessoensis (Yesso scallop), 1227 nucleotides long. Its product is annotated as neuronal acetylcholine receptor subunit alpha-7-like. The coding region runs from base 1 to 1227 and encodes 408 amino acids. The record is from RefSeq and is a predicted model, not a curated record. Gene Ontology annotation, cellular component: neuron projection; synapse; membrane. The transcript has a single exon. Gene Ontology annotation, molecular function: neurotransmitter receptor activity; transmembrane signaling receptor activity; extracellular ligand-gated monoatomic ion channel activity. Lineage: Eukaryota; Metazoa; Mollusca; Bivalvia; Pectinida; Pectinidae. Gene Ontology annotation, biological process: chemical synaptic transmission; regulation of membrane potential; monoatomic ion transmembrane transport.
AUGGGUAGAGAAUCCGUUACCGUCGGGGCAACUGUGUUAAUACUGCUGCUGUUCGGAAUAACCUCUGUUAUUGUACCGUCGAAUGCGUAUGCACGCAACAGUCAUGAGUUGUAUUCGAAACUGUUUGAUAAUUACACGAGUAUACUAAGACCUGUUCAAAACGAAAACGAAACAGUUCGUGUUUCUGUUAGAUUUCUCCUCCGUGGAAUAAGCGAAUUUGACGAAGUAGGUGGCCAACUGUCCAUGGCUUCUGCGGUGGACUUACGGUGGCGGGACCAAGCCCUUGGCUGGAACAGGUCCAAGUACUAUCCGCGCGCUCUAGUCCUACCCGAAUCACAGAUUUGGACACCACGUCUAGCACUGUCCAAUCCCACGGACCGGCUCCUUCUAUUCUUUGAGGACUCAUUCCCGGUCCGAGUUAAUUCGGAUGGAUCCGUGAUCUGGUUGCAGGGCGGUACCAUCACUUCCACCUGUCUUCCCAAUGUGGAGAAGUAUCCUUUCGAUGUUCACAAGUGUUACCUAGUCAUACUGGCCAUACCCUACACCCGGCCGGAGGUACAGCUGUACCCGGUAAUGGAUCUGUCCAACUUUGAGAAGUUUGGGGAGUGGGCGCUCGGUAAUGCCAGCGUCAAAGAGCAGUUAUUCGGUGGGUUUUUCUCGUCUAUUGUGAUUAGUCUAGAAAUAAAAAGGAGACCAGAAUUUUCACUCCUCAGUACCAUUCUACCAAUUCUGUUCCUAGGUGUUCUCAACGCGUGUGUGUUCCUGCUACCGCCCGAACAGGGAGAACGCGUGUCGUAUGCCCUCACUGUUCUUCUUUCUUUUGCGGUCUUUCUGUCCAUCAUCAGUAGUGUUAUGCCCAAGAACUCCGAGCCAGUGCCUAUUCUGUGUUAUAUCGUGACUGCGAUGAUGGCCAUGAGUGGACUCAGCACUUUAUGUACUGUAAUCUGUCUCCGCUGGUUCUUCGCUGACCAGAGGAAAACUGUGCCUUAUUUACUUCAAGUUUUAUGCCGAAGAUGUAAACGGGGACGUGGUCACCAGAACUCUGGCUUCAACCAUGAUGCUGUCUCUCCCUCCCAGAACCAAACACUGCCAUCAAAUCGUGUGGAAUAUGAAACGAAUGUUACGUGGAGGGACGUGUCUGCCACGUUUGAUAUGGUAUUUUUUGUAUUUUACUUGGUUGCGAUUUUUGUUCUCGUGUUCAUAUAUUUGAUGCUUGUACUACAAUGA